GCAACAAUUUCUGAUACGCUUAAGUUUUCUCAGAUUUCACAAAGAGAUAAAUCUCCAAGUUAUAUUAGCAAUCCCUUUUACAGAAGAUCGAAAAUGGCCUCCCGUGAUCAGAGCUACAGAACCGGUGAAACCAAGGGCCGAGCUGAGGAGAAAACCGGCCAGACGAUGGGAUCAGUGAGGGAGAAGGCGGAAGCGGCAAAGGACAAGACCCAUGAGAAAACCCAAGAAGGAAAGGACAAGACCUAUGAGACAGCCCAAGGUGUGAAAGAGAAGACCUCAAGCACAGCCCAAUCGGCCAAGGAAAAGGCGGCGGAAGCGGCCCAAGCAGCGCGGGAGAAGGCCGAGGCCGGGAAGGAGAAGACCGGUGGGGCUCUCCAAAAGACUGGAGAGCAGGUGAAGCAGAUGGCGCAAGGUGCAGCUGAUGCAGUGAAGCAUACCUUUGGCAUGGGCAAAGAUAAUGAGGAUGUUGGGGAUGAUGCCCCUUCUUAUAAGCAGCAGGGGUACAAUAAGGACUAGUUUGGGAGUCUUUUAAUGGCCAGCUUGUUUUUGCUGUGUUUUCUUAUCGAUCUGAUCAUGAAGUACUGUUUAUUUAGUUGUAUUAGGGCAUGCAUGCAGUUUUUAUCAAAGACCUUUACUACUCCCAUUAAGUACUAGUACUGAAAGGGAUUGUUGUAUUUGGUUCUUUUUAAUUAAUGUAAUUUCAGCUUCAAAAGAAAUGCAAUGGGUAUUUCUCUCA
Alnus glutinosa is the source of this 736-nucleotide messenger RNA. RefSeq names its product late embryogenesis abundant protein 2-like. The record is from RefSeq and is a predicted model, not a curated record. The transcript is spliced from 2 exons. Bases 94 to 516 code for a protein of 140 amino acids. NCBI's taxonomy places the organism in Eukaryota, Viridiplantae, Streptophyta, Magnoliopsida, Fagales, Betulaceae.